AAGGACAGGAGCCAUCCGAGAAAAAUGUUUCUUUAAUUCCUGACCAUGUUUUCAAUUUAAAAAAAAAAAUUCCAUAAAUUCUUGUAUUUUCUUUCUAUGGAUUUAACUGAUCAAGCCUUUCCGCCUGGAUGUUACUAGCAAAGUCUGCAUACCAAAGCACUGUUGUUGAGACGGAUGAGACUGUAGGCUCCCAAUUGAGUCAGUCAAUGAUUGCUUUGGUCUAAACAUGGUUGAGAAACUACCUCCCUCAAUAGGGAACUAGCGGCUCCUUGUCCUCUAUAUAGUCACCCUCGCAAGGCAGAAGCAUCAAAGCAAUACCAACUAACAGCGAAGCUCUCUCUCUCUCUAUCUUCGCUGUACCCUUGAAGGCAAAAUGGUGCUAGCAGAGACAUCAAAGAACAACUGUCUCAUUCCAAGGACAGGAUUGUCACCUCUCUUUUUCUCAUCCUCUAAAGGACUCACUUCUUCUUCAUCAUCUCCUCCAAUCUCUCCUACAGUUUCUUCCCCUGGUCACACCUUCUCUGAGUUCAUGAUGGAAGAAAACAUCGAAAAUGCAGAAUCAAUCAUCACCAAAUGGGAUGUGAACUCUUCAUCAUUGACCCAAGUUACCUCUCUCUUUCACCAAAACAGGAAAGAAGCCAGAGAGUACCUCAAGUGUGUUGGAGACCUGCGUCGAUCCAUGCAUUUCCUAGUCUCUCAGAAGUCAGCAUCUUAUAAGCUCGUGCUUGCUCAAAAGCUCAUGCAAAUGGCCAUGAAAAGGCUUGAAAAGGAGUUUUAUCAGAUUUUGUCAUCGAACCGUGAGCAGCUUGAUCCAGAAUCAGUUUCAAGCCUGUCCUCCGAUGGGUCAGGCAGUUUUUAUGUCGAGCAUGAGCUUGUAUCUGAAGAUGAGGCUGAGUUGAAAAAGGCUGGUGAGUCAAUCACUGAGGUGGAGAGAGUCUCAGCAUUGGUAAUGUCGGAUUUGAAGGCAAUAGCUGAGUGUAUGACCAGCUGUGGUUAUGGUAAAGAGUGUAUAAAGAUAUACAAAUUGUUCAGAAAAUCAAUAGUUGAUCGAGGGCUAUAUCUACUUGGGAUUGAAAGAUUCAAGUCUUCUCAAAUCAAUAAAAUGCAUUGGGAAGCACUAGAGCAUACAAUAAAGAACUGGCUGAAUGCAGUGAAGAUUGCUGUGAGAACACUGUUUACUGGAGAAAAAAUUCUCUGUGAUCAUGUGUUUGCUGCAUCCGAGACUAUCAGAGAGGCUUGCUUUGCUGAAAUAACCAUGGAAGGAGCAAUAAAUCUGUUCAGGUUUCCUGAACUCAUUGCAAAGAGCAAGAAAGAACCAGAGAGAAUUUUCUGGCUACUGGAAUUCCAUGAAGCAAUCUCUGAACUCUGGCCAGAGAUAGAAACAAUAUUCAAUUCUGCAUUGACCUCAGCAAUUAAGUUGCAGGCCCUUUCAUCACUGCACAGAGCUGGUGACUCGGUUUCUGCUAUCCUGUUUAACUUCAGAUCAUCAAUCCAGAAGGACUCAUCAAAAACUCUGGUUGCUGGUGGAGGGAUUCACCCACUUACUCGAUCUGCAAUGAGUUACAUAUCUUCCCUGGCAGAUUAUGGUAGAGUACUCUCUGAUAUUGUUGCUGACCAUCCACCACCAGGAAAUUCACCAAGUUCAGAAUCGUACUUUGAGAAUCCAACCUCCAUUGAUGGUCCAACAUCAGCAGGGUCGGUCCAUCUUGCUUGGCUUAUAUUGGUGCUUCUAUGCAAGCUUGACAGGAAAGCUGAGCUCUAUAAGGAUGUCUCUCUGAGAUACCUUUUCCUAGCAAACAAUCUUCAGUUCAUCAUUGAUCGGGUUCACACAACUAACUUGAAGUAUCUCCUAGGCGACAAAUGGGCAUCUAUGCAUACCAAGAAGAUUAAACAAUAUGCUUUGCGCUAUGAAUCAUUGGCCUGGAAUAAGGUAUUCUCAUCUUUACCUGAGGGGACUUCUUCAGUACUAUCACCUGAAGCAGUCAAGGACUGUUUUAGGAGGUUUAAUGCUGCAUUCGAUGAAGCAUAUAUGAAACAGACCUUGUGGCUUGUACCAGAUGGGAAAUUAAGGGAUGAACUGAAGGUGUCAAUAGCAAGGAAACUGACACCAGCAUAUAGAGAAUUCUAUGAAACACAACUGGUGGCAUUGAGUGGGGAGGAAAACUUGGAGGUUUUAGUAAGGAUUGCGCCUGAUGACCUGGGAAAUUACUUGUCAGAUCUGUUCCAUGGAACUCCAUGUUCAUCAAAUUCUUUGUCAUCAUCAUCUCAUUCACGAGGAUGCCUUCCCAGGUGAAGGCUAUAGCUCAUGGUUACAAUAUGAACCGUGAUCCGAUGGCUGUUAUACAAAGUUUGAUAGGAUCUCUUUCCUUCCUAAUGCUGUUCUAAAGUUUUUAUAGGAAGUUAAAAGGAGUCAGCUAGUUCUGUCUGCAAAUUCUGCAUGGAAAAUAUAAAAUAAAAUAUUGACUUUGCUUU
Theobroma cacao (cacao) is the source of this 2472-nucleotide messenger RNA. RefSeq names its product exocyst subunit exo70 family protein H2 (gene EXO70H2). Gene Ontology annotation, biological process: exocytosis. Gene Ontology annotation, molecular function: phosphatidylinositol-4,5-bisphosphate binding. Gene Ontology annotation, cellular component: exocyst. NCBI's taxonomy places the organism in Eukaryota, Viridiplantae, Streptophyta, Magnoliopsida, Malvales, Malvaceae. The record is from RefSeq and is a predicted model, not a curated record.